UGUGUGAGAUCAGAGUCCGGGAAUGAGAGCAGCAGCAGAGUUAAGGCCCUUUCACACUGGACGCGACAUGCGCAUCAAACUUCGCUGGCCGCCGCGCUCUGCUUGUACGUCUUUUUAUUUUCUUUGCGGCCGCUCUGCGUGUACCAGAUGCGCCUGCAUCAAGACUUUCACCUCUCUGACUUUGUAUCCUCUACGAGAAUUUGUGUUUUAUGUAUUAUGUGCAAGUGUUUAAUAAGAAAAAUGUAUCGCUCAUUCAUGAAGAAGAAAGCUUUCUAACUAUCCCGACCAGUGAAGAGUGUGUCGUUUCCACAACACGGUUUUCCCCGCAGAGCCGUAGAAAAGGCUCUGGAGAUCCGUUGAACCUGUGACAAAAAGUUCACCGGACUCGGACAGAAUGUUUUCCUUCAUCGUGAGGUUCAACUUAGCGCAGCAGUUUCUACUGGUCGCGCGAAGGUGAAGGUAGAAAGUGUGUGUGAGCCGAUGUGGAUGUGAAUUGAUCAGCAUGGAUCAGUGUGAGGACAGAGAGGAGGGAGUCCCUCCCUCUAAAACCACUCUGUGUGGGGAACAUGAGAGCCAGACCAAAGCUCAGAGCCCAGAGGUGCAGGGUGUACCAGGGUCUGCUGGACCUAAGCCUAAAAUUAGUCCAGAACCUGGACCUGAACCCAGCUGUGUUUCCUUAAAGAGUGACCUGUCAAAGGAUAUUGGUGCUGACUUUAAAAAAGAACUUUUAUGUGACAAAGAGAUCAGUAAGAAGCCAGAAUCUCCUGGACCUGAGCCCAGCUGUGCAUCUUUAAAGAGCCAUCAGUCAAAGGAUAUUGGUGAAAAAUUUAGAGGAUGUCCUUCUCCUGCCAAGAGAGUGGACCAGGAGAGAGCAGAGGUUUCCACUGGUCAGUCUGCACAGCAGCGUCAAACACAGCUGGACUCUGUGUUUAUGCGGCUGGAGGACAACAUUACCAUGUUUGUCAAGAAUGAGCUGAAGAAAACCAAAAAGGUUCUGAGUCCAGAUGACCCAGAAACCAUAAAAAGCCAGAGGGAGGAUGAGGAGAUGUUUGAAGGUGAGGAUGAAGAUCAAAGAAAGAGCUGCAGAGAAGCAUUUCUGAAGAUCACAUUACACUUCUUGAGGAGACUUAAGCAGCAUGAGAUGGCUGACCAUCUGCAGAGCAAAAUAUUUGCUCCCCUCUAUAAACGUGAACUUAAAGCCCAACUGAAGAAGAAGUUCCAGUGUGUGUUUGAGGGGAUCGCUAAAGCAGGAAACCCAACUCUUCUGAAUCAGAUCUACACAGAGCUCUACAUCACAGAGGGAGAGACUGCAGAGGUCAAUGAUGAACAUGAAGUCAGGCAGAUUGAAACAGUAUCCAGGAAAUCAAAGGGACCAGAAACAACAAUCAGACAAGAAGAUAUCUUUAAAUCUUUGCCUGGAAGAGAUGAACCAAUCAGAACAGUGCUGACAAAAGGAGUGGCUGGCAUUGGGAAAACGGUUUUAACACAGAAGUUCACUCUGGACUGGGCUGAAGACAAAGCCAACCAGGACAUCCAGUUCAUAUUUCCAUUCACUUUCAGAGAGCUGAAUGUGCUGAAAGAGGAAAAGUUCAGCUUGGUGGAACUUGUUCAUCUCUUCUUUACUGAAACUAAAGAAUCAGGUAUCUGCAGGCUUGAAGACUUCCAGGUUGUGUUCAUACUUGAUGGUCUGGAUGAAUGUCGACUUAAUUUGGACUUCAACAAGACUAAAAUCCUGACUGAAACAAUGAAGUCCACCUCAUUGGAUGCGCUUCUGACAAACCUCAUCAAGGGGAACCUGCUCCCAUCUGCUCGCCUUUGGAUAACUACACGUCCUGCAGCAGCCAGUCAGAUCCCUCCUGAGUGUGUUGACAUGGUGACAGAGGUCAGGGGGUUCACUGACCCACAGAAGGAGGAGUACUUCAGGAAGAGAUUCAGAGAUGAGGAGCAGGCCAGCAGGAUCAUCUCCCACAUCAAGACAUCACGAAGCCUCCACAUCAUGUGUCACAUCCCAGUCUUCUGCUGGAUCAUUGCUACAGUUCUGGAGGAUGUGCUGAAAACCAGAGACGGAGGACAGAUGCCCAAAACCCUGACUGAGAUGUACAUUCACUUCCUGGUGGUUCAGGCAAAAGUCAAGAGGAUCAAAUAUGAUGGAGGAGCUGAGACAGAUCCACACUGGAGUCCAGAGAGCAGGAAGAUGGUUGAGUCUCUGGGAAAACUGGCUUUUGAUCAGCUGCAGAAAGGAAACCUGAUCUUCUAUGAAUCAGACCUGACAGAGUGUGGCAUCGAUAUCAGAGUUGCCUCAGUGUACUCAGGAGUGUUCACACAGAUCUUUAAAGAGGAGAGAGGACUGUACCAGGACAAGGUGUUCUGCUUUGUCCAUUUGAGUGUUCAGGAGUUUCUGGCUGCUCUUCAUGUCCAUCUGACCUUCAUCAACUCUGGAGUCAAUCAGCUGGAAGAACAACAAACAAGCUCUCAGACAGAGAAAGACUUCUAUCAGAGUUCUGUGGACAAGGCCUUACAGAGCCCAAAUGGACACCUGGACUUGUUCCUUCGUUUUCUCUUGGGUCUGAAAACUAAUCAGAUUUGUUUGCAAGGCCUGGUGACACAGACAGGAAGUAGCUCACAGACCAAUCGGGAAACAGUUCAGUACAUCAAGAACAAGCUCAGUGAGAAUCUGUCUGUAGAGAAAAGCAUCAACCUGUUCCAGUGUCUAAAUGAACUGAAUGACCAUUCUCUAGUGGAGGAGAUCCAACAGUCCCUGAGUUCAGGAAGUCUCUCCACUGAUAAACUGUCUCCUGCUCAGUGGUCAGCUCUGGUCUUCAUCUUACUGUCAUCAGAAAAAGAUCUGGAUGCGUUUGACCUGAAGAAAUACUCUGCUUCAGAGGAGGCUCUUCUGAGGCUGCUGCCAGUGGUCAAAGCCUCUAAAAAAGCUCUGCUGAAUGGCUGUAACCUGUCAGAGAGAGCAUGUGGAGCUCUGUUCUCCUCUCUUCAACUAGAAGACUGUGAGCUCAGAGAUCUAGACCUGAGUAACAACAACGUGCAAGACUCAGGUUUGACACUACUGUUUUCUCGACUGAAGACUACGAACUGGAAGCUGGAAACGCUUAGAUUGAGUGUCUGUAAUCUCUCAGAGAGAAGCUGUGAAACUCUGUCUUCACUUCUCAGCUCCCAGCCCUCCAGUUUGAGAGAGCUUGACCUGAGUAACAAUGACCUGAAGGACUCUGGAGUGAAAGUUUUGUCUUAUGGACUAGAAAGUCUGUAUUGUAAACUGGAAACACUCAGGCUGUCAGGCUGCCUGAUCACAGAAGAAGGUUGCAAGUCUCUGGUCUCAGCUUUUAGCCUCAAUUCUUCCCAUCUGAAAGAGCUGGACCUGAGCUACAAUAAUCCAGGAGAGGCAGGAGUGAAGAUGCUUGAGCAGCUAAGACUGGACACUCUGAGGGUGGAGCCUGCUGGAGUCCGAUGGUUGACACCAGGUCUGAGGAAGUAUUCCUGUCAACUCACAAUCGACACAAACACAGUGAACAGAAACCUCAAACUGUCUGACAACAACAGGAAGGUGAUACGUGUUUUAUCGAUUCCAUUAUAUCCUGAUCAUCCAGACAGAUUUGACUGGUAUCCUCAGCUGCUGUGUAAAGAUGAGCUUGAAGGUCGCUGUUAUUGGGAGGUUGAGUGGAGAAGAACGGCUUGGAUAUCAGUGAGUUACAGAGGAAUCAAAAGGAAAGGAAGGAGUGAUGAGUGUGUGUUUGGUUUAAAUGAUCAGUCCUGGAGUCUCAGAUGCUCUAAUGAUGCUCAUUCUGUCUGGCACAGAAGCAUAAAAACGUCCGUCUCCUCCUCCUCCUCCUCCUCUGUCUCUAACAGAGUAGCAGUGUAUGUGGACUGUCCUGCUGGCACUCUGUCCUUCUACAAAGUCUCCUCUGACACUCUGAUCCACCUCCACACCUUCAACACCACAUUCACUGAACCUCUUUAUCCUGGACUUGGGUUCUGGGCUCCAUCGGACGGUUUAGCAAAGGGUAUUAUCGACAUUUAUGGCCCUCCUUUGAAUAAACUAUUAUUUGACUUUGAGUCAGUGACUCUGUGUAGUUAGUGUUCCCCUGUUAGAGAAACAGUUCAGUCUGUACAUAUUUAUCUCUUUCACUCAGAAACACAUCAUGAGAUGUAUGAAAGAUCCUGAUAUUUAUUUUCAGUACAUUUAGAAUGAUGAAAGAACUCAACUUUGGCAUGUCAGUGGUGGCAUUUGGAGAAUUAAAUCAUCCUUUAGAAACUAGAUAUAAAUAUUAUAUUUUCCAACAUGAUUUUUUCCUGUGGUACAGAUGGCAAUGAAAAGAUAUAAAACAGUCUGCAAAUCAUAAGUUAUUAAUUCAAAUGAUUAUUAACACCACAAGAGAAGAUUUCCUGUUAUUUGUACCACUCACUUGGUCAUGUGAUCUGGUUGUGCAGUCCAUCAUAACUGACAUCGCUUUCUACUUUGAUAUUUUCAUGGUAAAUAGACUGAUUCUUGUUUAGAACUUUUGUGCACACAUUCAUACUCUGAUGGAUGAUGGAGAGGGUUAGUAUCUUGCUCAAGUAUAUUUUGCAUGCCAACUGGAGCAGCCAGGGAUUGAACCACCAACAUCCUGAUCAUUAGAUGCAUUGCUCUGUCUCCUGAGCUAUAACCAGCCAUCAUCAACGCUCUUUCUUAAACCCUCUCUGAGAGAAUCUCAAACAUGAGGAAGACAGGGAAGAGAGUGGACUCAUUAGUAAAAUGAAAAACAGCCAAUAUUGACGUUUAAGACAAGUGAGGUAACAGAAAUACUAUAUAUGGCAGUGGUCACCAUGGCAACAUCAAUGUCGUUUGCUGCGUAUUGUAUUGAUUCUAAUCCUGUCAGCCUCAUAUCAGGAUAUGCUGUUGUUUGUAUUUCUUUUCAUUGUUACCAUUUUUGUCUUUUUUUAACAAACUAUUUUUUAUCUCUUGCCAUUGUUUGCCAGUGAGUGAAACAAAAUUUUGUUCCAUCUUUCUACAAUAAAAAAUAUCUUCAUCUUAAUGA
Oreochromis aureus is the source of this 5027-nucleotide messenger RNA. Its product is annotated as NLR family CARD domain-containing protein 3-like. Bases 503 to 4087 code for a protein of 1194 amino acids. The transcript is spliced from 12 exons. The record is from RefSeq and is a predicted model, not a curated record. Gene Ontology annotation, molecular function: protein binding. Lineage: Eukaryota; Metazoa; Chordata; Actinopteri; Cichliformes; Cichlidae.